This is a messenger RNA of Drosophila nasuta, 3562 nucleotides long. It is a transcript of the gene Cap-H2, whose product is annotated as Chromosome associated protein H2. The coding region runs from base 390 to 3203 and encodes 937 amino acids. The transcript has 12 exons. Gene Ontology annotation, cellular component: nucleus; condensin complex. Gene Ontology annotation, molecular function: chromatin binding. The record is from RefSeq and is a predicted model, not a curated record. Gene Ontology annotation, biological process: meiotic chromosome condensation; mitotic sister chromatid separation. Lineage: Eukaryota; Metazoa; Arthropoda; Insecta; Diptera; Drosophilidae.
UGUUUUGCAAUAUAUAUGCAAGUUUUGUAGUUAGAUUCGCUUAUAGUAUAUCCAUCUAAUAUUAAUUUUACUAAAAUAAACGUUUUUGUAUAUGUUAAUUAUUUUUAAUAAAAAUAAUAUUGAAAUUUAAAUUGUAUUAAGUGUGCCCAUACCACAAGACAAUCUGCUCCUCAUCUUGGUAUUUCAUGCACUGGUUCGUUUCGCGAACGUGCGCUUCGUGAUACAUACUUUUGUCAGCCCUGUGAGAAAAUUUGUCGAAAAUUGAGAGAGCAAAACAAAAUCCACGCAGCCCAGUUCUUACGUCUUCAAUAAUUGGUAUACCUCAUGUUAUUGUAUGCUUGUGUACGUGUUUGUAUGUUUUUUGAUAUCACCGAUAAAACAACAAAAAAAUGGACUCGGACAUUGAAGAAGACUAUGACAGUGUGAAGCGAAAUCUGCUGGAAAUUGCGAAUAAUAGGCCGGGCACCAAUGUGGCCAGAGCGAUUUCCACGUACAAUGAAACUCCGGGUGUAUCCUCACUGAUCAUGGUGUUGGAAGAAAUAUCAAAAAAUACGGAUUUCUCCACCGAUUUGCGUCUCUCCGUCAGCUACUAUAUGGAUGAGUUUUUGCGACAAAUCGAUUGUCCAACGGUGCCGAGAAGAUCCAUUAUUGCAGCCGCCGGCAACGUGUUGCAAUAUUGCGGUAAAAUCUAUGGAGAUCGUGUAGAAUUCGUGCACCAAAAAGUGGAGAAUCAGAUUGAGGCACUAAUUUAUGCAGAUCCCAAAAAGGUGGAGAAUGGCAACAAUAACGGCAAUGUUGGCGAGUCUAAGAAACCCGAUGAAACGCGUAAGCGCCGUACAAAGAAAUUGGCGCAGAAGGACUUCGAUCCAUUCAGUUUUCAAAUGGAACCGAAAAAGUUCAAAACCCUUUCCGAGGAGAAGCACUUUAGUCGCACCGGGUUUGAGACGAAUAAAAAUCGAAAUCGUACCAUUGAACACAUGUAUCAGGAUCAUACGCCGAGCAGGCUGUGGGAACAUGAACCUAUAAUAGACCCAGAUAAUCCCUAUGAAAGGGAUGAUAAAAAGAAUUAUAAGUUAUUUACCUACCAUCCAGAGCCUAGAUAUAAUACCCUUUUACCAGAUAUUCCAUUCGAACGCCUCAAUUUGAUUAAGGAAUAUGUGAAUAUGAAUCAGAUGGAUGUGUCGGAUACUUUACAUGAGAAUCUCUCAAACAAAGAAUACCUGGAUGAGUAUAUCGCAUUGGAAAAUCAAAUGCUUGCUUCGCGUUAUGGUGAAACAACUGGACGAAAAGCUACCAUGGAUGACGUAUUUAAUAAGGCUUCCAAGCGAUUGCACGAAAAUGCAGAGUUGUCGUUAGUUUUGGAAGACAUCGAAGAGCCGUCGCCUAAACGAAGACACACCGAGGAUGCUGAUGAGAAGCUGAAGGGUAAAAUGGAAGAUACAUUGCUAGUGGAUACGUUGAAUGCCUUAUCAUUGGUCGGACCACCUGAAACGACCACCAUUGAUGAAAGUCCAAUCGAAGAGCAGUCCGCCCUUAAUAAUACUCUGGAAAGUAACGAAUCCUGUGGAUUGCUCGUCUUGGAAGAGUCGUCGCAACUCCCGAAAGAUUUAUCCGAAUUAAAUCUGACUGAACCUGACAAGAAAGAACCUGAUAGCAUCGAUUUGCUGCAGAUUGAUUCGGGUAUUGGCAUGGAGGAUGUGAGCGAUUUUCCAACAGCAGAAUGUUGUGCAGCUCAAUCUUUUGAUGACGAGGGUGUUGUUCUUACAGAUAACAUUGAUGAGCAGCGUCUGCAAUCGCUAUCGCCCAAGGUUAUGGUACAUGACAUCUUGCCGGGUGUGCCCGAUAAAGCCAACCUAAGCGUACGCGUCGAUGCUGAAAUGCUCGCCCUCAGUGGUAUCAAUGAACAGCUUGAGGAAAUUGUCGAUGUGCCGCGCGAUGUUCGCUAUCCCAUUGUGAACAACAUCUUUGGGCUGCCAGUGAAUAGACUCAGACGAGAAUGCAUAUUUAAGCUAGGCAAAGAAUACGAUCUGUUCAAGAAAGCGCGUUUGCCAAGUAAGCGAGUUGGUGAGCCGAGAAAACCUGCAGCAACUAGAGAGUUUAACAACUCCCCUACAGCGGAUUUAACAUCUAACGAUGAUAGUCCCUUAGAUUGGCCCUUGGAUCGAAUGGAAUUUGAUAAGGACCAGAACUUUAAAGGGUUCAGACGACCAACGUAUGACUCUGGUAUCGAUCACGAAGAGCUAAGACCAGAGUCAACUCAUAUUGCAUCGGAUGCAAAUAGUAUUGUUGAUGUGGAAACUGAAGAUCAGCCGGAUUUGACACCGCUAGAUGUUGAGCAGCUCACGGAAGAGAUUCAACAAGUCAGAGUAGCGCAAGAGCUUCUAGAAGAUGACAAACCACAGCCUGAGAUGUUAGAAGGAAUAAUAGCAUUAGACAAAACAGUGGAAGAAAAUAAGUCGAUUGAUGUUUUGCCAGAAAUCGGAGAGAACAAGACAAUAGUUCUUUUAGAGGAUAAUGAAUGCGACAUGUCAGCAACAGCCAUGGAUAUUGACGAAUGCGAACCAGGCAUGGAUACAUUAGAUGAGGAUCUAAGCGAUGAAAGCAUAGACCUUAACAAAGAAUCAACCAGCAUAGAUGCGUUUUCCGAAGCUAAGAUUAACGACUGGCAUCGGCGAAUAGCGCCCACAUUGGAAGCGGCGCAUGAACGACAAAACUUUAGUAUUCAGGAUGUGGGCGAUGAGGUUAUCAGAAAAUGUCAGGAGCAGGAUGGAGAAGCUACACUGGCCGAUGUGAUGGCCGAUAAAGAUGACACGGAACUAUGUCGCUAUUUGCUAUCAUCACUAUUACUAACAAACCAGGGAAAUGUCGCGCUCAAAAUUGACAAGCGGGACAAAAAUGAGCCAAUUGACGCAAAGGAUUUUAAAAUGCUAUUGCUUAGUACUGAGAGGAGACAACUCAAUCCAGAGGAUGAUAUUGGAAACGUGCGCAGCAGUAAUGCAAAGACUACACCGACGGUGACAGCAACAACAUCUUCUCCAAUCGUUAAAUCGAAGCGAGGCCGAUGCAAUGACGACGGGCAAAACGUAAAUGUAAAGACAGUGCGACUUAUAAAACCUAUACCCAAGGCGCACAUGCGUCCAGAAGAUGCUGACUCUGGCAUAUCAUCUUUGCCAACAUCAGCAUCAUAUACCAAUGACACGUAGCAUGAACUGUACCAUUAGAAUGUGCUGCAGAUCAUGUGUGUGUGAGUGUGUGUAAAAUGUGUGCCUCAACGUUUUGUUCAAUGUGUAGUUGUGUUUCGACUUAAGUGACGUUCGUAGAACAAUGUAUAUCAGUUUUUAAGGAUUCUCGUCCAGUAUAGUAGCAAUAGCCAUAUCUGGUGAAGCAGUUAGAUUUUGUAAAAUCCAUUUUAAGUUUGCUAAUCUCAUGAAUUAUUCAUUACAGCCACACUUUUUACAGACUUACGUCAAAAUUAAGCGACUUCGUUGGCCGCUCCAUUGACAAAAGCAACAAUGCUAUACAACCCCAUCAAAAAAAAAAAAACAAUUAAUUUUCCUUAUUU